AUGCCACUACUACACCCUCCUGAUUCAUCAUCGGAUUCAAAUUGGGAAGCCCCAUCAAACUCUGAAAAAGGCCCAAUACUCAAAGAAAAAUUCCCUGUUAAACCUAACCAAGAUCAUUUACUGGAAGCUGAAUCAGCCAUUGGCCAAAGUUGCGAAAACGAAGAAGUCCUGCCAAGCCCUCUGAAAGAGCAUUCAGACUGUGAAGUUUGUGCUACACCAGAGGAAACACCGUAUAGGCAUUCUUCCCCUGAGCUCAGUGUACCAUCUGGGGAGAGCAUCAGAACCGUUAUAUCUUUCCGUGAACGAUUAUCAUCCCCCGAAUCUCUUGGCACUGAGUCACACCAAGAUUUGGUAGACGGGAGAGAGCAAGCUUCUCCAAAGCCCAAACAGAACCCCUCGAAGACUUCAGCACAUAUAAGGAAGGCUCAUCACAUCUCCAAGAAGCGUCGGCUUAUAUUCAAAGAAGGCACUCCAAUAUCUCGAGAAAUGCCUCAAAGAGGAAGACAACCAGCGGCUUUUAAAUGCACUACAAUCGCAGAGGUGAGGCGGGUGCUGCAGCUUAAUGGGAAGGAUGCCCUCUAUAGGGCUCUACGCACCGACCUCGGGGAAGAGAUGAUUAGGCUAGAAUGGGUUAAUAAGCUAACCUCUGGAGAAGAUUUAUACAAUCAUUUAGUUACCUACCUAAUCGACCACAGGGCUAUCAGCAUCUUGAAGUCUACAUUUGUACAGAAGGCUUCAGAGUACUCUAGGACCACAGCAGCAGUCCUCAAAUUUCUUAUCGUUGAUCGAAUCCAGAAGUCCAGUAGAGCACACAACGGUGUAAACCGCGCACUAGACAAUCUAGAGGUCCCAGAAGACCCUGCACAAGGCUCACCUAACGAUCCUUGGAAGGAAUUUGGAAUCACACUUAGACCUGCAAUAACUAUCCAUGUUAAUGACCCGCUGAAGACAAGAGCCCCAAGAAGCGCUGUCUACCAUCACUACGACUGGUUCGGUCCAGCAUUCCUACCUCCUUCACUUGCCGUCCUCCCGAAUUUUAGCUUGCAAGAGUUAACAAAGGUUGCGAUGAAGCCCAUCAAUAAUCCUCCACCCCGGGGUGCCAAUGCAUAUCCACAAAACCCGGAAUAUUCUUGUAUUGGUGACGCCGAUGAGUUGGAGGCCUGGCUCAAAACCAGUGAGGCCAAACCAUUGAAAAUUUGCUCGGUGCUCUAUAGGCCCACUGCACUACUUAGGGAGGCUUCUUACAGGCCUCAAACUCCCCCUCCCGAUGGGUGGGACAACCUGACACCGGAUGAUCUGAUUCCGGUCGAACUUGAGGCAGACAAAGAAAUCUUUCAAUUCGCAGAUGGAGUGAAUAAGAAAGGUUUGAGAUUUCCUAUACCCACUCAAGAUAGAGAAUUUCAAGUCGUAUUGGCCAUGCUCCAUGAGCAUAUUGAGAGGUUUCAAAUGCUCGGGAGAAGGCUCAAUAGGCAUUAUAGUCUGUACUUCCCUAAUGGCAUUAAUUUUGAUUCUUGCCAUUACGAUCGUACCCGCUUUUGGACUUUUGCUGACAGAAACCACCUGUUCAGAGCGAAUAACAGCGUAGGAGGAGAUAGGCAUAAUCAAACCGACAGUAACAAAAAGGACGAAGAGGACGAAGAGGAUGAAGAGGAAGAAGAGGACGAAGAGGAGGAAGAGGAGGAAGAGGACGAUAAGGGCGAUGAGGACGAUGAGGACUAUGUGGACCAUCAAUCCUAG
This is a messenger RNA of Morchella sextelata, 1737 nucleotides long. RefSeq lists its product as uncharacterized. The coding region runs from base 1 to 1737 and encodes 578 amino acids. The record is from RefSeq and is a predicted model, not a curated record. The transcript has 3 exons. NCBI's taxonomy places the organism in Eukaryota, Fungi, Ascomycota, Pezizomycetes, Pezizales, Morchellaceae.